AUGUCUCUUGACCAAAACGCCUGGAUAUCCCAGGAUAUAAUCCCAAUCGAAUUCGAUUUUGAUAGAUGGCUGGUUGAGAAUGCCGGGGAAACACAGGACGUCGCUCCAAAUGAGACGCAUGGUCUCUCCUCCAACACGAUGCCUACCAACAAUACGAUGCCUAGCUUUGAGGCAUCGAGCCUCAACUUCGAUACAAAUAUCGAAGACGCGGCUGACGCUAGUUGGCUGGACGAUCAGUAUAGCCGGAUCGUAAGAGAAAAUCCGUUUCAGACUGGAUUCCAGCAUUCACAUAAUAUUCCGGCACCUACGGGGCUGCCGUAUAACAGCUCUCCCCUUCCCUCAGAGUAUGGGUCUACGGCCUUGAGUACUCCAGGAGUCGCUGGUUAUAGCGCCAUCAGCAAACCAGGUAAGCAUCAGACACAAGAUUCUAAACCUGGUCUAUCUUGCCUCGUAUCUAAGGCUGAUAAAGCAAAAGCCGUGCAGAAACCGCCGAGAAAGACUCGUAGUGACAAGGGGAUGAAGCGUGAGCCGAGGCGAACAGGUAAAAUUCCCACGGUUACUGUCACCAUCACCGUUACUGAUAUUAAUACUUCAUUGACAGGGAACCGCGAGGGAAGUGAAAGCACAGUCCAGGGGGAUAAGAUCCCGAAUAACAUGGACAUAAAACGAAAGCGCAGUCGAGAGGAUGGCGAGGAUUCCCACACGGACUGCGGUCCUCAUGAAAGAAAUAAUAGUCGCAAGAGACGUUUGGUUGAGAAACCGACAAAAUAUGAGGACCGCAUUUACGAAUGGGAUGACUCAAAUCGGCCUAAAUCUUCGAGGAUAGGUGAGAAUGGAAUGCUCAAUGCCGGAUUGGCACCGCGCCCUCCAGGUGUCUAUAGACUUUUUGGACGUGUUUCUAAUGAAGUAAUGUCCAAGAAGGAAUACUACUAUAGGCGGAAGGGGCAACCUGAAACCAACGCUGUCAUUGUCGAAUCGUCCCCAGCUCCCUCGACGGGGAAGAAAUCGAGACAUUUGAAUCGCCGUGAGCAUGUACCAGUGGGCCUCGUGCGCGAAAGCGCACCAGGGGAUUAUGACCCCUUUCACAAUGAGUACUACUCCGGGGACGAUAAUGUUUCGGACGGAGAGGCUGAGGUGGAAGGGAAAGCCACCGACUAUAAGCCACCGAGGAUGGCUUGUCGUACCUGCAAUAAGCUGAAGCAGCCGUGCGACCACAAAUACCCAUCGUGUUCCUUAUGCCAAAAGCAAGGGAAGCGAUGCCGAUACCGAGACCCGCUGACGGGGCGUCAAAUUAAACCUGGACAGCUGGAGGAGGUGGAGGCCGGAUAUGUAGCGGCAAAAAAGAUGGUAAGGCAGUUGCAAGAGGAAGUGCAAACCCUAAAAAGGGAAUUACAUGCAUCUAGAAAACUAGGAGAUGCCGAAAAACAGGAACAUGCAUCCUCGGGCUAG
Talaromyces stipitatus ATCC 10500 is the source of this 1449-nucleotide messenger RNA. RefSeq lists its product as uncharacterized. Lineage: Eukaryota; Fungi; Ascomycota; Eurotiomycetes; Eurotiales; Trichocomaceae. Bases 1 to 1449 code for a protein of 482 amino acids. Gene Ontology annotation, molecular function: zinc ion binding; DNA-binding transcription factor activity, RNA polymerase II-specific; sequence-specific DNA binding. Gene Ontology annotation, biological process: positive regulation of transcription by RNA polymerase II. The record is from RefSeq and is a predicted model, not a curated record. The transcript has 2 exons.